AUGGUUAAGCUGAGCACACCCCUUGCCCUCCUCGCCGUUGCUGUUGCCGGUGCCAUGGCUCAGGCCCCUGCGCCUGCCUCGAGUGCUGCUGCUGCGCCUGCCUCGAGUGCUGCUGCGCCUGCCUCGAGUGCUGCACCUGCGCCUGACUCGAGCGCUGCCCCUGCUCCUCAGCCCAGCUCAGCUCCUGCCGCUGGUCAGCAGGGUGGUGACAACAAGAACGGUGGUGCCCAGACUAUUGGUGACACGUCGACUGCUGUUUGCUCGGCUCUGUUUGGUGACCCCAAGGUUCACCCGUACGACUGCAAGGCUCCAAAGACUGUGGUGCCGCCGUACAACCUUUCGUCGCUUGUGAGCUACUUCGUGGGUGGCUACGAGCACAAGCGUGGCGAUGCCGCCAUGGUGUCGGAGGUCGCUGAUGACUUGGCUGACUCGGUCCUGCACUACUACCCGACUGUGACCCAGUCGAAGGAAUACAUCGUGUACGCCAUGUACCAGGGUAUCCUUUCGAGCAUCCACGAAGAUGACCCGAAGUUCGCUCCCGUUGACAAGAUCAAGCCGCCGCCGGGUGUGCCUGCCGGCGCUGCUGAGCGCUACGCUCUUCCUGGUGCCAUGGCCGUGGCCGCUGCCGUGGUUGGUGGUGCCGUUCUUCUUUAA
Malassezia pachydermatis is the source of this 654-nucleotide messenger RNA. RefSeq lists its product as hypothetical. The transcript has a single exon. Lineage: Eukaryota; Fungi; Basidiomycota; Malasseziomycetes; Malasseziales; Malasseziaceae. Bases 1 to 654 code for a protein of 217 amino acids. The record is from RefSeq and is a predicted model, not a curated record.